AGGCAGGAAGCACCACGUGGAUCAUGAUACGGCCUACAAAGGGGGCGUGGACGUGCAAGCAGAGAAGUGGCAGAUGCUGAAAGCAGCCUGGGCUGGGGCGGUCCAGCCCGCACGGAGGUUCCCGCAGCGCGGGCCCGGGGCAGGCAGCCACACACUGAAGGACGGGCCGACCUGGGAGCCGGAAGCCGGGCUGACAGCAGCCGCCACGAGGGGGCGGCCCAUCAGCCACAACCGCAGGCUUAGCGCCCCGCAGACACCACCGCGGAGGAGGCCCAGUAAUGACCAAUUGCCUCCGAGCCCUGUCUGGACAUUAGAAAUCUGCUGGGGGAGUGGUGACUGUUCCUUGAGGAGUCAAGGGCUAAAUUGCAGCAGAUGGAGAUCCAACUCAAUUAUCUAUCUGAAGACCACCAACAUCUGUCAGAUGAUGAGAAUAGGACCAAGAUUGGAGAGCUAGCUUCAGAGGAAGAAAUUAUGGCAUUUGAACCACUGACUGAAGAGGCUGACAGUCACAGAAAUGAUGUUCUUCAGUUUUCUGAAUACAGAGAACUCUGUGACUUUGGUAAGACAUUAAGUGAAAAGGACCAGAAUCUCUUUAAAGAUACACAGUAUAACUGUGAUGAAUGUGGGCAAAGCUUUUCUUGGACCGGCCUUAUUAGGCAUCGAAGAUCCCAUUUGAAGAAACCCUAUGAAUGUGACAAGUGUGGAAAAACCUUUAAUGUGAACUCAGCCCUGGUUCUGCAUCAGAGAAUCCAUACUGGGGAAAAACCUUAUCCUUGUAAUUGGUGUAUGAAAACUUUUAGUAGGAGUUCAGACCUUAUUAAACAUCAAAGAGUCCACACUGGUGAAAAACCUUACAAAUGUAAUGAAUGUGGAAAAGCAUUCAGUCAGAGCUCAGAUCUUACUAUACAUCAGAGAAUCCAUACAGGAGAAAAACCAUACCAGUGUAGUCUUUGUAGUAAAAGUUUUAGCCAGCGCUCAGAUCUGAUUAAACAUCAGAGAAUUCAUACUGGAGAGAAGCCUUAUAAAUGCAAGCAGUGUAAUAAACGUUUUAGUCAGAGUUCUGAUGUCAUAAAACAUCAAAGAAUCCACACUGGGGAGAAACCAUACAAAUGUAAUGUGUGUGGAAAAGCCUUCAGUCAAAGUUCAGAUCUUAUUCUCCAUCAGAGAAUCCACACUGGGGAGAAACCAUAUCCAUGUAAGCAAUGUAGUAGAAGUUUCAGUCAGAAUUCAGAUCUUAUUAAACAUCAAAGGAUCCACACUGGAGAGAAACCCUAUAAAUGUAAUGAAUGUGGAAAGGCUUUUAAUCAGAGCUCCGUCCUUAUUCUGCAUCAAAGAAUUCACACAGGAGAGAAACCCUAUACAUGUAAUGAAUGUAGCAAAACCUUCAGUAGACUUUCAGAUCUUAUUAAUCACCAACGAAUUCACACUGGAGAGAAACCCUACCCAUGUAACCAAUGCAGUAAAAUGUUUAGUCGAAGAUCAGAUCUUGUUAAGCAUCAUAGAAUUCAUACAGGUGAAAAACCCUAUGAAUGUGAUGAGUGUGGGAAAACCUUUAGUCAGAGCUCAAACCUCAUUUUACAUCACAGAAUCCACACUGGAGAGAAACCCUACCCAUGUAGUGCUUGCACUAAAAGUUUUAGUCGUCGUUCAGAUCUUGUUAAGCAUCAACGAAUCCACACUGGAGAGAAACCAUAUUCCUGCAAUCAAUGCAAUAAACGUUUUAGUCAAAGUUCAGACCUUACUAAACAUCAGAGAGUACACACUGGAGAAAAACCUUAUCACUGUGAUAGCUGUGAAAAAGCCUUCAGUCAAAGCUCUGACCUUAUUCUUCACCGGAGAAUUCAUACUGGAGAAAAACCAUACCCAUGCACACAGUGCAGUAAAAGUUUCAUUCAAAACUCAGACCUUACCAAACACCAGAGAAUUCACACUGGGGAAAAACCAUAUAAAUGUAAUGAGUGUGGGAAGACUUUCAUUCAAAACUCAGACCUUACAAAACACCAGCGAAUCCACACCGGAGAAAAACCAUAUAAGUGUAAUGAAUGUGGGAAGACUUUUAAUCAGUGCUCAGCUCUUACCCUACAUCAGAGGUUGCACACUGGGGAGAAACCAUAUCGAAGUGAUCUAUAUGACAGAAGUCUUAGUCAGCUCUCUGAUCUCAUUAACCAUCAACAAAUCCACACUUGUGGAAAACCACACAAGUGUAAUAAUUCAUGUGAUGAAGACUUUAGCACAUGCAUUAAUCUUAUCGAACACCAGGAAACCCACACUGGCGAGAACCCCUACUUGUGUGUUCAGUGCAGUAGAAGUUUUAACCAAAUCUCUGAUCUUAUUAAUCAUGAGAAAAUUCAUCUGGGGGAAAACCAUCUAAAUGUGGCUAGUAUAGGAGCACCUAUAGCCUAUACACCAAAUUUAUUUAAUAACAGAGACACUGUUCCAGAAGACAUUUUUAUAAAUGCUGUUGGUGACUAUGAGAUAGGUCUUAACCAAUGCAUGCCUCUUACAUUACAUUAAAAAAAUCACCAAGAAAGUAUACUAAUUCCAGUUUUACAAUGAAAAUUUAAUUGAAAUUUAAUUCAUUUUACUAAACUUAUUCUGAGAAAUCAUGUAAGUUGUGAAAAAGCUUUCAGUAUGAAUAAUUAUGUCAGCAAAAUGAAGAUAUUCCUGUCUGCUCUUGUGUAAGAAAAUCUCUAAUCCCUUUCAAACAUAAUUCUCUAUGUGAGAGUUUUAGCAUCAUAAGAUGUAUAGCUAUUGAUGCAAUGUUUAUCAACUAUUGUAAAAAUCAGUAUGAUUGGGUUUGCAAUCAUAACUCCAAAAGGAAUAAUUUAGUAUUGUUAUCUCAAACCUUUAUUGAGCACAAGAAAUUAUUUUUGAGAAUGAAACAUUUAAGUCUCUUCCCUAUUUUAUUUGGUUUCACUCAGAUUUUAUACAUAUCUCUUGAUAGCUAAAGAGUCCUACCUUACACUAGUGAUGGUUACAUGUGAUUGAUUUCCUUGCGUGUGUGUGUGCAUGAUAUUAUGUUCCAGUAUUAAACCUGUGAACAACAUAACUCCAGUGUGCUAUUUCAGAAUUUGCAUUUGCUGCCCAUAAAAUUUAGCAGUUAAGAAGUCACUUUUUCAACUAUUUAGCUUAUAAGUCAUACAAUUAGAAAAUAAUUUCAUAUCUGUGUGAAUAUUACUAUGUUUAUAUUCUAUAAUUAAUCAAAAGUGAUAGAAUAAUUCUCAAAUGACAAAUUUGUAUUGUCCAUCUAAAAAUAAAAAGAUUAUUGCCUGA
This is a messenger RNA of Erinaceus europaeus (western European hedgehog), 3273 nucleotides long. RefSeq names its product zinc finger protein 271-like. Lineage: Eukaryota; Metazoa; Chordata; Mammalia; Eulipotyphla; Erinaceidae. The coding region runs from base 373 to 2514 and encodes 713 amino acids. The record is from RefSeq and is a predicted model, not a curated record. The transcript has 3 exons.